This is a messenger RNA of Agelaius phoeniceus (red-winged blackbird), 1408 nucleotides long. NCBI's taxonomy places the organism in Eukaryota, Metazoa, Chordata, Aves, Passeriformes, Icteridae. The record is from RefSeq and is a predicted model, not a curated record.
GAGGACAUUGAAAGAAUGAGUGAUUCUGCAGAUAAACCUAUUGACAACGAUGCAGAAGGUGUCUGGAGCCCUGACAUUGAACAGAGCUUUCAGGAGGCUCUAGCUAUCUAUCCACCAUGUGGGAGGAGGAAAAUCAUCUUAUCAGAUGAAGGCAAAAUGUAUGGUAGGAAUGAAUUGAUAGCCAGAUACAUCAAACUUAGGACAGGGAAGACACGGACCAGGAAGCAGGUGUCUAGUCACAUACAGGUCUUAGCAAGAAAGAAAGUUCGAGAAAUUCAAGCCGCCAUUAAGGUGUCUAGUCACAUUCAGGUUCUUGCCAGAAGGAAAUCUCGUGAUUUUCAUUCCAAGCUGAAGGUAACAAGCAUGGAUCAGACAGCAAAGGACAAAGCACUCCAGCACAUGGCAGCAAUGUCAUCAGCUCAGAUAGUCUCAGCUACUGCUAUUCACAACAAGCUGGGCCUGCCAGGAAUUCCCCGUCCUACAUUUCCUGGGGCACCUGGGUUUUGGCCGGGCAUGAUUCAAACGGGGCAGCCUGGAUCCUCACAAGAUGUCAAGCCAUUCGUUCAGCAGGCCUAUCCUAUACAGCCAUCAGUCACAGCUCCCAUUUCAGGCUUUGAGCCCACAUCAGCUCCAGCCCCCUCCGUGCCUGCGUGGCAGGGCCGGUCCAUCGGUACGACCAAGCUCAGGCUGGUGGAGUUUUCAGCUUUCCUUGAGCAGCAGAGGGACCCUGAAUCAUACAACAAACACCUCUUCGUGCACAUUGGACACGCCAACCAUUCUUACAGCGACCCCUUGCUGGAGUCGGUGGACAUCCGCCAGAUCUACGACAAAUUCCCCGAGAAGAAGGGUGGCCUGAAGGAGCUGUUUGGGAAAGGGCCUCAGAACGCUUUCUUCCUCGUCAAGUUCUGGGCUGACUUAAACUGCAACAUCCAAGAUGAUACAGGAGCGUUUUACGGAGUCACCAGUCAGUACGAGAGCUCGGAAAACAUGACAAUCACCUGUUCCACCAAAGUCUGCUCCUUUGGAAAGCAAGUAGUAGAAAAAGUAGAGACUGAAUAUGCAAGGUUUGAGAAUGGUCGGUUUGUGUACAGGAUAAACCGCUCUCCCAUGUGUGAAUACAUGAUCAACUUCAUACACAAGCUGAAGCAUUUACCAGAGAAAUACAUGAUGAACAGCGUCUUGGAAAACUUCACAAUUUUAUUGGUGGUAACAAACAGGGAUACACAAGAAACCCUGCUCUGCAUGGCUUGUGUAUUCGAAGUGUCGAACAGCGAACAUGGAGCACAGCAUCACAUCUACAGGCUUGUAAAGGACUGAGCAGUUAUUUAUAUAUACACUUCAUUUCACUUCUUUAUCAAAACACAGACUGUAAACCUCAACACUAAGUGGCAGUGCCUCUGGCCCAACU